GGCGCCAUGGAGCUGAAGCAUCCUGUUGGUGCCCAUUGCCAUGGCGAUCAGGUGGUGCCCGGAGAGAGGGGAGAGAAGCAGCUGGCCAUGAGGAAGCUGUGCAUGGCCUCCUUCAUCUGCCUGGUGUUUAUGAUCGGGGAGGUGGCUGGAGGCUACUUGGCCCACAGUCUGGCUAUAAUGACGGAUGCAGCCCACCUCCUGACUGAUUUGGGCAGCAUGCUGGUCAGCCUCUUCUCCCUGUGGAUCUCCACCAGACCCCCCUCCAAAACCAUGAGCUUCGGAUGGCACCGCUCAGAGGUCCUGGGUGCCUUCGUCUCCGUGACGUCCAUAUGGAUGGUGACCGCGGUGCUGGUGUACCUCGCCCUGCAGAGGCUCAUCGACAGCGACUAUGAGAUCGACGGGCACGUGAUGCUGGUGACGUCAGGAGGGGCCGUGGUGGUCAACCUCAUAAUGGCAUUUGUUCUCCAUCAGUCCUCCGCCUCCCAUGGCCACACCCAUGGCCACGGCCACGCCCACAGCUCCGGGUACCACAAGCUUCACGAGGGCAGGGAGAGCAGUGCGAUUCCACACGGCCACUCCCACGCGCUCCUGGGUGGCCAUGGCAACACCAGCGUGAGGGCGGCCUUCGUCCACGUGUUGGGGGACCUGCUGCAGAGCGUCGGGGUGAUGCUGGCCGCCACCAUCAUCUACUUCCGGCCUGAGUACAAAAUAGCAGAUCCACUCUGUACCUUCCUGUUCUCCGGCUUUGUCCUGGCAACAACCAUCUCAGUCCUCAGGGAUGUGCUCAGGAUUCUCAUGGAAGGAGCCCCUCUGGGCGUAGAGUUCGACUCCGUGAAAGAGGCGCUGCUGGCCCUGAAAGCGGUGAGGGGCGUGCACAGCCUGCACCUGUGGGCCCUGACACAUGGCCACGCCCUGCUCUCCGCCCACAUCGCCAUCGAGCCGAAUUCAGACCCUCAGAGCGCUCUUCAGGAGGCCUCUGAGCUCCUGCAGGACUCGUUUGGGUUGUACUGCACCGCCCUCCAGGUGGAGCUCUACUCUCAGGACAUGGACCACUGCGUGCAGUGCCGGGACCCCUCUGACUGA
This is a messenger RNA of Megalops cyprinoides (Indo-Pacific tarpon), 1083 nucleotides long. RefSeq names its product zinc transporter 2-like. The record is from RefSeq and is a predicted model, not a curated record. Gene Ontology annotation, molecular function: zinc ion transmembrane transporter activity. Gene Ontology annotation, cellular component: plasma membrane. The transcript has 7 exons. Lineage: Eukaryota; Metazoa; Chordata; Actinopteri; Elopiformes; Megalopidae. Bases 7 to 1083 code for a protein of 358 amino acids. Gene Ontology annotation, biological process: response to zinc ion; zinc ion transmembrane transport.